GUUUAUAUAGUUCCGCUAGAUACCGCAAUACUAAAUUUGGCAGCGAAAGUGCCAAGAAGAAAAUUGACUGCGUUCUUUAAUUUUGACAGGUUACAUAAGGGGAAGUGUGUGGAAAAUCUUGCAUUCGCUAUUUGGAAUACUUCGUUCGUUUGCAGCACAAGAUCAACCAUGGCCGCCAGACGCAUCGCCCAAUCGAGUAUCAACUGGGCUUCCCUUGCCGAGCGGGUUCCACCGAACCAGAAGCCUAACCUCGCCGUCUUCAAAUCGAUGAGCGACAAAUACUUGCGAAGCGUACUUGCCAACCCAGAAGCUCCCCCGAAAAUUGACUGGGCCUUCUACCAGAAGAAUGUGCCAAUCGCUGGAAUGGUCGAUAAGUUCCAGAAGGCUUACGAGGCCCUGCAGAUCCCUUACCCGGCCGACACUGUCACCGCUCAGAUCGAUGCCCAAGAAAAGCAGGUGCGCGAUGAGAUUUCUAAAUUCUGCAAGGAUUCGGAGAGCCGUAUCGCCGAUUACCAAGCUCAGAUUUCCGCCAUGAAGUCUCAGCUUCCGUUCGAUCAAAUGACUAUGGAAGAUUUCCGCGAUGCUUACCCAGAGCUUGCUUUGGAUCCGCUCAACAAACCUACCUUCUGGCCACACAACCCCGAGGAACAACCCAUUGGAGCUCCAAAUGCUGAGCCACAUCAUUAAAAAAUUUGGAUCGAAGUUCAUAUUUGCUCCAAGAAGUUUGUUAGAAAUUUCCAGGUAAUAUUGAAAACAAAGUGAUUGUGUAAAAUUCCGGAAAA
Uranotaenia lowii is the source of this 782-nucleotide messenger RNA. RefSeq names its product ATP synthase subunit d, mitochondrial (gene ATPsynD). The transcript has 4 exons. Lineage: Eukaryota; Metazoa; Arthropoda; Insecta; Diptera; Culicidae. The record is from RefSeq and is a predicted model, not a curated record. The coding region runs from base 169 to 687 and encodes 172 amino acids. Gene Ontology annotation, biological process: proton motive force-driven ATP synthesis. Gene Ontology annotation, molecular function: proton transmembrane transporter activity.